Magnolia sinica is the source of this 738-nucleotide messenger RNA. Its product is annotated as iron-sulfur assembly protein IscA, chloroplastic. The record is from RefSeq and is a predicted model, not a curated record. NCBI's taxonomy places the organism in Eukaryota, Viridiplantae, Streptophyta, Magnoliopsida, Magnoliales, Magnoliaceae. Gene Ontology annotation, molecular function: iron-sulfur cluster binding; protein-macromolecule adaptor activity. Gene Ontology annotation, biological process: iron-sulfur cluster assembly. Gene Ontology annotation, cellular component: chloroplast stroma. Bases 53 to 580 code for a protein of 175 amino acids. The transcript is spliced from 3 exons.
GGAAAAGAUCUCCGUUUGGAAUUUCGCCAGACUCUCUCUCUCUCUCUCUACAAUGGCUCUCUCAGCAAGCCUUUCUUCUUCUGCUUCCUUUCUCUCCUGCCGUCCUAUCAGAAAUUCCAAUCGCUUAUCCAACGCUUCAUCAUCUCUCUCUUUGCGAUCUCCUCCCGUCAACCUCAAUCGCAGGAAACUCAUCUCCAUCCGAUCCAGCUCUGCUUCUGCAGCAACUACCACUGGGAGCAUUGCACCAGCCAUUUCAUUGACUGAGGAUGCAUUGAAGCAUUUGAAUAAGAUGAGGUCAGAGCGAAAUGAAGACUUAUGUUUAAGAAUUGGAGUUAAGCAAGGCGGCUGCUCUGGAAUGUCAUACACAAUGGAGUUUGAGAAUCGAGCCAACGCAAGACCAGAUGACUCGAUCAUUGAAUACAAUGGUUUCGUGAUUGUUAGUGAUCCAAAGAGCCUCCUCUUCCUAUACGGGAUGCAGUUGGAUUUCAGCGAUGCGCUCAUUGGUGGGGGCUUCUCUUUCAAGAAUCCAAACGCAACACAAACCUGCGGUUGUGGUAAAUCCUUCGCUGCCGAAAUGUAGAAUUAUAUACAUGAAGAAAAUACAAUGAGCAUAGAACAUAGUUCUUGUUAUUGGUUGACACCCAUCUGUAAAUUUGAUUACCAUUAACAGGUAUUCUGUUAGUCCACCAUUACUGGUGGACAUGGCAUACAUAAAUCUGCAUAUGGAAAGUUCCGGUA